CUGCCGGCGUCACGGCCCCGUCCGGCGGGCGGGGGCUGCGCGACGGGGCCAUGUCUGCAGCGGGCGCUCCGUGGCCCUGGGCCCUGCUCUGCCUGGCGGCUCCGCUGCUCCUCCCGGGGGCGGCCGGCCUGUCCUGUUGUUACCAUGCAAAGGACAACCUGAUGUGCCGUGAUGUCUGUGAGCAGAUUUUGUCUUCCAAGAGUGACUCCCGACUGAAGCACUUACUGCAGCGAGCACCUGAGUACUGUCCAGAGGCAAUGGGAGAAGUGUGGGGCUGUAUCAAUUCUUCCUUGCCAGGAGUGCUGAAGAAGCCUGAGGGCUGGGUCGGGCUGGGCUGCUGCGAGCUGGCCAUCGCCCUGGAGUGCCGGCAAGCUUGCAAGCAGGCUUCUGCAAAAAAUGAUGUUCUGAAGGUCUGCAGGAAGGAGUAUGAGAAUGCUCUCUUUAGUUGUAUUAACAGAAAUGAAAUGGGCUCGGUGUGCUGCAGCUACGCAGGGCACCACACCAACUGCCGGGAGUACUGCCAGGCCAUCUUCCGCACCGACUCCUCCCCCGGCCCCUCGCAGAUCAAGGCCGUCGAGAGCUACUGUGCCUCCAUCAGCCCCCAGCUCGUGCACUGUGUCAACAACUACACACAGUCCUACCCCAUGAGGAACCCUACAGACAGUUUGUAUUGCUGCGAUAGAGCAGAGGACUAUGCGUGUCAGGCUGCUUGCAAAAGGAUUCUCAUGUCCAUGAAAACAGAGCUUGAAAUUGUGGAUGGGCUGAUAGAAGGCUGCAAAACCAUGCCCCUGCCCCAGGAUCCGCUCUGGCAAUGCUUUCUGGAGAGCUCCCGCUCCGUUCACCCAGGAGUCACUGUGCACCCUCCGCCUUCCACAGGCCUCGAUGGGGCUAAGCUCCAUUGCUGUUCUAAAGCAAAUUCCUCCAUGUGUAGAGAGCUCUGCACUAAGCUUUAUAGCACGAGCUGGGGCAAUUCACAGAGCUGGCAAGAGUUUGAUCGCUUCUGUGAGUAUAAUGCAGUUGAAGUUUCCAUGUUGACCUGUUUAGCAGAUGUACGAGAACCUUGUCAGCUGGGCUGUAGAAAUCUUACUUACUGCACUAAUUUUAAUAACAGACCAACAGAACUUUUUAGGAGCUGCAACACGCAGUCAGACCAGGGAGCCAUGAAUGAUAUGAAGCUCUGGGAAAAAGGGAGUAUUAAGAUGCCCUUUAUCAAUAUUCCUGUGCUUGACAUUAAGAAAUGCCAGCCAGAAAUGUGGAAGGCAAUUGCCUGCUCCCUGCAGAUCAAACCUUGCCACAGCAAAUCUAGAGGAAGCAUUAUCUGCAAAUCAGAUUGUGUGGAAAUACUGAAGAAGUGCGGAGAUCACAGUAAGUUCCCUGAAGGGCACUCGGCUGAAAGCAUUUGUGAGCUCCUGUCUCCAACAGAUGACUUGGAGAGCUGCAUCCCCUUGGAUACAUACCUGAGCCCCAGCUCCUUAGGGAGCAUUGUGGAGGAUGUGACACAUCCCUGUAACCCCAACCCCUGUGCAGCCAACCAGCUGUGUGAGGUCAACAGGAAAGGAUGUCAAGCAGGAGAGCUGUGCCUCCCGUACCUGUGUGUGCCAGGUUGCAAACUGGGAGAGGCCUCAGAUUUUAUUGUGCGCCAGGGCACGCUUAUCCAGGUUCCAUCCUCAGCUGGUGAUGUUGGUUGCUACAAGAUUUGUACCUGUGGGCACAGUGGAUUGCUGGAAAACUGCUUGGAAAUGAGGUGUGUUGACCUCCAAAAGUCUUGCAUUGUUGGAGGACAAAGAAAAAGCCAUGGCAGCUCCUUCACCAUAGACUGCAACGUCUGCUCCUGCCUGGCUGGAGAGUUGCUCUGCUCCUCUCGCCAGUGCCUGACGGAGCACAGCUCCGACGACGACCGCCGCAAGUUCACAGGUCUGCCCUGCAACUGUGUGGAGCAGUUUGUGCCGGUGUGUGGUCGGAAUGGCCGCACCUACCCCAGUGCCUGCAUCGCUCGCUGCGUGGGGCUGCAGGACAGCCAGUUUGAGUUUGGGUCCUGUGUUUCCAAGGAUCCCUGCAACCCCAGCCCCUGCAGCAAAAACCAGAGGUGCAUACCAAAGAAGCAAGUCUGCUUGACCAGCUUUGGGAAGUUUGAGUGUAGCCAGCACGAGUGUGUGCCCAGGCAGCUGAGCUGCGAGCAGACACGGGAGCCUGCCUGUGACACAGACAACGUGGAGCACCCCAACCUCUGCGCUCUCUACCAAAAAGGGAAGACUUUAGCCUACCGAGGACCGUGCCAGCCGUUCUGCAGGUCGGUGGAGCCUGUGUGCGGGCACAACGGAGAGACCUACAGCAGCGUCUGCGCUGCCUAUGCUGACCGCGUGGCCGUGGACUACCCUGGGCGGUGCCAGGCCGUGGGCAUCCUCUCUGACUUCGGCUUCCACACAGAGUGUGCCUUUGUCAGAUGCCCCCAGCUGGCUGCUGCUGGCUGCAAACCAGUCAUUGCUCCAGGAGCCUGCUGCCCGCUGUGUGCCGGGAUGCUGCGGAUCCUGUACGACAAAGAGAAGCUGGACACCUUUGCCAGGGUCACAGACAAGAAGCCCAUCACAGUGCUGGACAUCCUGGAGAAGAUCCGCCUGCACGUCUCGGUGCCGCAGUGUGAUGUGUUUGGGUACCUGAGCAUAGAGUCUGAGCUUGUGAUCCUCAUCAUCCCCAUGGACCAGAACCCCAAACCUCUGCAGAUUGAAGCCUGCAAUAAGGAGGCAGAGAAGAUCGAGUCGCUGAUCAACUCGGACAGCCCAACGCUGGCCUCCCAUGUGCCACUCUCAGCCCUCAUCGCCUCCCAGGUCCAGGUCUCCUUCACCAUCUCCUCUCCCGCUGCUCACCCGGGGCCUGCGCUGCACUCCCUGCUCGUCAGCCUUCUCUUCACCUCCUCAGCUUUAAGGCAUUCCAUGUAGCUGCUUAGGGAAGGUGCAGCAGUGCCACAGUGCUUUACCUUGUGAAGGAGACUGAACCAGGAGCCAAACCUUGUACAAAAAUGGCUGAAGAGCUAAAAGUGUUUGGAACAACAAGCAGGGGUUGUUCUGUGUCCAUUCCUGGGCAUUCAGUCCUGUUUCAGCACAAUCCAGAUCCACUCCCAUUGAUCCUGGAAAGGGGAAAAUGCUCCGGCAGGUUGUGACUCGAUGGAUUUGUGAUUUCUGGGAGAAGGGAUCUUGGAGAGUUGCCUUUUUCCAGCAAUGAACAGAAGUGUUUGGAGUUCACUGAAGAAAGUGCAUUUCGUAGCCUCCGGCUGCACAGCAGUGACAACAAAAAGCCUUCAGGGCAUCUACUUUAACCAUCGUCUUUGGAAGAAACUAAUUGCUGCUACUUAAGUACCGUAAUUACCAAAAAUGAAAGUUUAUUCUCCUGUAAAUACCCUUCCCUGGUUUAUUGUGAAGGAAACUAAGCAGCCCUGGGCCUCUUCCAGCAGCCACCUUCAGGUUGGAGCAGUGAGGAGCUUCAGGCCACGGGGCUCAGUGCUGCUGAGAUGACAAUCGAGCUCUGUUCCUGACUCAUGGGGGAGGGAAACGUGUUCUGGGGCGAGCUUUGUGCAGAGCAGCAGCUCCCGGGAUGCAGAGCCAUGAAGAAUCUCAGCACCUCUCUUUAAGUGCCAUGGAAGUGUUGUGGUCCUUGCCUCUUGCCUAAGGAGGUUUGUAGCUUACCUGUGUCUACAGACACUCGGUUGUAUUACCUGUUGUAUUUUAUGCACCUGGCCCUAGCCACCAUGAAGUAUUUCCUGUCAGUAUUACCACAGCCAGUGGCUGCAACACACCCAAGUGAUUGUUGCCAGAACGCUGAAAGUUGAGAGAAAGCGCUGAAACCAUCCCGAGGCUGCUCUUGUGGUAGCAUCUAUGUAGCCGCUGUGCCCCGCUCAAGCCGAGUAUUAAAGCUUUCUAUUUUACUACAACACUUUGUCUCGUGUCCCUGCAGUUUUGUGGAGCUCUGCAGCAGCAAACAUUUGCCUUCCCCUCUCACAUCA
Molecule: messenger RNA, 3997 nt
Organism: Dryobates pubescens (Downy woodpecker)
Lineage: Eukaryota; Metazoa; Chordata; Aves; Piciformes; Picidae
Gene: RECK
Product: reversion inducing cysteine rich protein with kazal motifs
Exons: 21
Coding region: 51-2936 (961 amino acids)
Biological process (GO): blood vessel maturation; extracellular matrix organization; sprouting angiogenesis
Cellular component (GO): plasma membrane
Molecular function (GO): metalloendopeptidase inhibitor activity; protein binding
Source: RefSeq, a predicted model, not a curated record